Messenger RNA from Elaeis guineensis (African oil palm), 433 nucleotides. Lineage: Eukaryota; Viridiplantae; Streptophyta; Magnoliopsida; Arecales; Arecaceae. The record is from RefSeq and is a predicted model, not a curated record.
GCGUACUUGGAGUUCGAGCAUGACAAAGCGAAGUUUGUAUCAGCAAUCUAAUCAGGCACCAUCAGAGGAGACCAUUAGGAGGAUUCGAGAUGAGCUUCGGACUGUGUUUGAUGAUAAGAUUUUCUACUUGGAGGCACAGCUCCAUCAGAUGCGUGCUCAGAUGGCGAGUGGAUCUUUUGCGCAUAGCCCAGUAGGUACUCCUCAUUCGGUGCCAUCCAGUAGUGGGCAGGUUCCAGAUGCAUCUAGUGCUCACCAAACACAUGCAUUGGAAAAUGAGAGAUUCACUCAGGUGCCUGAUGAGGUUUAGGUACAAGUCCAUGAAGAUGAAGCAAGCGAAUUUCUUGUUCUGUUUUGCUUUUUAUUGUAUUUUGGACAAUGGAUAUGUACUUGAAUACUUAUGUUAUGUUUGAGUAAAAUCUGGAUGAAUUUUUAA